This is a messenger RNA of Archocentrus centrarchus (flier cichlid), 5319 nucleotides long. RefSeq names its product sorting nexin 33 (gene snx33). The transcript is spliced from 2 exons. Lineage: Eukaryota; Metazoa; Chordata; Actinopteri; Cichliformes; Cichlidae. Bases 920 to 2593 code for a protein of 557 amino acids. The record is from RefSeq and is a predicted model, not a curated record. Gene Ontology annotation, biological process: plasma membrane tubulation; protein transport; endocytosis. Gene Ontology annotation, cellular component: cytoplasmic vesicle; plasma membrane. Gene Ontology annotation, molecular function: protein binding; phosphatidylinositol binding.
CUGAUGGGGGAAAAAAAGCGAAGUUGCCUUCAAUUGUCUGACCUGCGCGUCAUGGAAAGAGUUACUUUGUUGCCGCGCACAAAUGGAUAAACUCCAAGAAACAUCACGGCCCGUGAUGUGUGUUGAUACUCUGUAGGCGCGGAUUGUUUGCCGCUCGGUUUCUGGUUGUGGUUUCACUGAAUCCCAAAAGGAUCGACUGGAGAUGCGCAGGGACCUGUUUACAAGGAACACGCAGCAAGUUUCAGUCUGAGGGAAUGCAGUUCGGGCUUUAAAAAUGCACAGGGAUACCAUUACUCAUCCGGCUGUUUUUCUUCACGCCAGGCCACUUUGUCUUGGAAGUAGUCUUAUCGCGGAUGGUUUUUAAGCUCUGUAAUGAGACACAAUUGGACAAGAAGUUAGCAGCGAAGCUACGGUCCACUUUCAGAGGAUUAAAACGACCAUCGGUGCUUUGGAGGAGCUCUUUGGUGGAAGCACUUUUGGUUUUGAACCUGUUGUGUUUGUGAUGCGAAGAGGGACAGGGUUCAUCUGUAAUGAGGAACCUAUUGUGUUAUAGAUCUUUUGUAGCUUAAAGUUCUUGUUAGACCUGUAAGUAUAAUACAAUAAUAGGUCAAUAGCCUCAAUGGGCUGAGGAUACUAAUUGUUACAUUAAGCCUGUUUUAGAAGUAACAGUUUUAUAUAACUUUUGACAACCUCUGUGUUUACUUAGUGUGAGAUCAUUAAAUUUACAUAGGUCAUAUUGUAUUGUGGUGUGGCACACCUGAUCGACCAGCUGCAAUGCCAUUUGAUAUGAGUUUAAAUAUUACAGUGAGCUAGCGUCAAAUGUUUCCAAUACAGCAUGCACCAAGACAGUAGCAUCAGUAUAAUCUAGGCACUAUGUGCAUGUAGAAUUCUCUGGUUUAGCACCCACUGGAGUAUCAAGAUGUCAGUGAAAGCCAAAGCUCUCUAUACUUUUUUAAGUGAAAACAAAGAGGAGAUAAGUAUCCAGGAGAACGAGGAACUGGUUAUCUUUGACGAGAACUCGGUGGACGGCUGGUUUCAGGGGGAGAACAGCCGAGGGGAGAGGGGUCUCUUUCCUGCAUCUUAUGUGGAAAUUAUUCGCAGUCGCUCCAACUCUAACGUGACCGACUGCUCCAUAAGCCCAGCAGGCUCUUUAGGAAAGGACUCAUCCACUCCAAACACCUCGCUCCAUUAUCAGCAGAAUGACUAUGAUGACGAUGAUUAUGAUGACUGGGAUGACUGGGAUGACAGAUCCACUGUGGUGGAGGAUGCUGAUCACACCAGGAGUGCUGGAGCCAAUGGUCAUGCCCCUCAGAACCCACUGUCCAACAACCCCAAUGUGCAUUAUCGGCCCAAGCCGGCAUCCAGACAAGACAGCAUCUCCAGCUCCAGGAAGGGCAGUAUGGUGGGCAGGAACUUAAACAGAUUUUCCAGCUUUGUCCGCUCAGGGGUCGAGGCAUUUGUGCUAGGUGAUGUCCCCAUGAUGGCAAAGAUAGCUGAGUCUUACACCAUUGAUAUGAGUCCCCUGGGGCCCCAGUGGAAGGAGAACCCACGACCUUUCUCCUGCUCCAUUGAGGAUCCCACCAAACAGACUAAGUUCAAAGGCAUCAAGACCUACAUUUCAUACCGGGUGACGCCGAGUCACACAGGACAUCCUGUCUACAGACGCUACAAACACUUUGACUGGCUGUACAACCGCUUGCUUCACAAGUUCACUGUGAUCUCUGUGCCUCACCUGCCUGAGAAGCAGGCCACGGGGCGAUUUGAGGACGACUUCAUUGAGAAGCGCAAGAGGCGACUGAUACUGUGGAUGAACCAUAUGACCAGUCACCCAGUCCUUUCCCAGUAUGAAGGCUUUGAGCACUUUCUGAUGUGCGCUGAUGACAAGCAGUGGAAACUGGGCAAAAGAAGGGCAGAGAAGGAUGAGAUGGUGGGCGCCCAUUUCAUGCUGACUCUCCAAAUCCCCAAUGAGCACCAGGACCUUCAGGAUGUUGAGGAGCGGGUUGACAACUUCAAGUCCUUCGCUAAGAAGAUGGAUGACAGCGUGAUGCAGCUGACACACGUUGCCUCGGAGCUUGUGCGUAAACACCUGGGUGGAUUCAGGAAGGAGUUCCAGCGACUUGGAAAUGCCUUCCAGGCUAUUAGCCAGGCAUUCACGCUGGACCCACCCCAUAGGUCAGAUGCACUCAACAAUGCCAUAUCCCAUACUGGCCGCACCUAUGAGAACAUUGGAGAGAUGUUUGCAGAGCAACCUAAAUAUGACCUCUUCCAUAUGCUGGAUAAGCUGUCGCUCUAUCAAGGCCUGCUCGCCAACUUCCCUGACAUUAUUCAUCUACAAAAAGGCGCCUUUGCCAAGGUGAAGGAGAGCCAGCGGAUGAGUGAUGAAGGGAAAAUGGACCAGGAUGAGGCCGACGGCAUUAGGAAACGCUGCCGGACUGUGGGGUUCGCCCUCCAAGCGGAAAUGAGCCACUUCCAUCAGCGGCGAGAGGUGGACUUCAAAGACAUGAUGCAGGCCUACCUCAGGGAGCAGAUAGCCUUUUACCAGCGUGUUGUCCAGCAACUGGAGCGUACCCUACGCAUGUACGACUGCCUGUAGAGACACCAAACUGCUUUCUGGGUCAAGAUGCCAAGGAAAAAGGAAAAACACACAAAGAAGAGAAGGAAAGGAAGAUUCAAGAUUCAAGGUGUUUGGUUCAAUUAAAAAAACUGAAUGAAUGAAGCAUUAGUUACUGGAAAGACAUACAAAGGCAGUCAGUCUUUGACUUUGAUAGAUUCAAAGUUCUUGUUUUUUUUAAAGACCUACUGUAUCUUUUAUUUCUGAAAUACACGCCACACAUCAUAUGUUUAUUUGACACAAUUUAAGUGUCGGAUAGGUUAAAAUAAGAACAUAGGUUUCAGAGGUAGUUGAUUGUCUAUAGAAACGGGUUCUGUUUUUAAAAUUGUCCCCUUCUCUGGAGCAUUGUGUACUGUGGCUUCAUCGGUGGUUGAUUCAAGUCACAUCCAGUGUAAAUUGUUUAAAACCAUAUUAUUCUGGUUUAUUAAAGAGCUGUCCUUUAAUAUUCCUGAUUUUAUUUUAUUUUUUUCCUCAACAGUACUUUCUGGCCAAAGACACGCACUGUACAUUAAAGUGGAAUUUGCCUUGUCGAAUGCUCACUUGGCUCAGGCGUUUUGUACUAAAAAUGACAAAUGGCUGUCUAAACUUUGCACCAUGUGAAAAACAUACUGAUACCACGUCAUUUAGUGAGUCCUCUUUUUUUUUCCUCCAUGAAGUUUGUGCCUUUAAGGAUCUGAUGUAGUAGAUCCAAGGGGACCCUCGUCUGUCAACUGUAGUGUGGCUUGUGUUUUACAGGGCGAGUUGUUGGAAUGAGCUCAGUUACGAGACAAGUUUGCACAUGUUUGUUUUUUUUUAUAUACUUUUUGGUCAUAGUAAUGGGUGUGUUUGUGUUGUGUGGGUUAAGGAAUGUAAUGCUGUGCAGAUCAAUUCCCUUGUCCAUGAUGGAUAUUAAAAAAAAAAAAGGUGUAUCUUUAUUUGUAGCAGCAGGUGUAUGUUAAAGUUUUAUAUGAAAAGUGUUCAGAUAGUUAAAGCGGAUUAAGUGAUUGUAUGAGGCAAACAUCAACUUGUAAUCAUAUAAUUAAAGCAAGACCACAUUCCUGUUGUAUUACCAGAGUUUUGUGUUCAUAGUAAGCGUUUCAAAAGACUGAAUGCACAAAAAACAAAAAUACUUUAUAUGGUUUCGAUAGUCUCUUUCCUAUAGCCGUCAUAAAGAAAUGAAUGAAUUCACUUCCUUGCCCUGAGUUGGAUGAGAAGAUUGAUAGCACACUGGGCUUUAUUGCACUCCCUCAGAUAAGAACGAUGCUGUUUUAGCUCCCGUCCCUCUAAGCCGGCUUUCUUCCGAUUGGUCGCCCCUCACAAACAAGACUUGAAAGCAGGUGUGUGUGGGGCUUCUGAACUCACAAUCGGGAAUUAGGUAGCCUGGCUCUUGUCCAUUGGUGAUUAAAAUCAAUGUCUGCAUUCCCACAAAUUAAAACUGGAAAAAAAAGAAAAAAUCUGCUUUAUUAAGGCUUUUUGUUAGUCCAUCACAUUGCCCCCUGGAAACCUCCAACUUCUCCUUAAUUCUUCUUUUUGUACUGAUUUCAGAAAACCAGAUGCAGUGUGCUGGUCAGAGGUUUUGAGGUGCUUGCAGAUUUUCUUUUCUUUAGUCAUAGCCAGGCUAGCUGUUUUCCUCCUUUUCCAGUCUUUACGCUGAGCUAAACCAGCUGCCGGCUUCAUGUGUAACCGACUCGACUAGAGAGUGGCACUGAUCCUCUCAUCCGAUUUACAAAUCAAAUACAUGUUUCUCUUAUUUUCCAAAUGUUAAACUAUAACUUUACCAGUAACAUUUGAGGUUUUGAGGUCCACUUUCUUCUGCCUGAGUUAGAGGAGUUCAAGCCAUGUUACUCAUCUGGUUUAACGAGGAAAUUUUCAUGGAGUUUGGAGGAGACUAUCUUUAGCAUUACCUCAAGGGAAUGUUUUUGUAAGCCUGACACGUUUCCUCAAAUGGUUUCCGGAGUCGGUGGCGUGAUGCUGAUUGUGGAGUGAAGAGGGGGUUUAGCUAUUGGUGGUGUGUUCGGGUGUGGGUGAAAAGUGGAAUGAAUUCAUCUUUGUGAAAAUCUCUGCUGCGAAUUUCAGUCUUUUAGAACUUUAUUAUGAGUGUCCUGUAACAGAAACGUGCUGAGUCAGCAUGCAGGCAAAUGCUCUGUGUGUGUGUUUGUGUGUGACUCAGCUACUGGUAUUUUUCAGUCCACAUCUGCAGCCUUAAACUGCCUGUUGUUUAUUUUUAAACAAACCUUUUCUUUUUGUAUGUUCUUUUUUUUUUUUUAAAUAAAAAAAAAUCAAAUUUCUGUCAGAAUCUACACUGAUUGCAGACCAAAGACGUGUUCUGGGCCACUCGGAUUUGUUGUGAAAUGAUAUGUGCUCUCUGGUUUUCUUAUUCAAUCUGUUUUAAAUAUUUGGAAAAACUAAAAAAAGAAAAAAAAAAAAAAAAAAGAAGAAAGAAACAAACCACAAAAAUGAUCAUGGAGACUAAAGGCUGAAAGAGAAUUUGGACAGAAGAAAGACAUGCAAGGUGAAAACGAAGCCCUCUUAUGUUCCAAAGCUGUGUGAUAAUUGAAAUGGCAGGCAUUUCACACAGAUGACUGUUUCUGAAUAUGGAUGUGUGACUCUGUGAGUUGCAGGAGCUUUAGCUUCUCGCACUGAAAUAACAGAUGGUGAUUUUCAGCAAGGAAUUUGUCACUUGAUUAAAGGGAAGAGGACGUAUAAAUCUUAAUAAAAAAGUAAUGAUG